Messenger RNA from Neltuma alba, 1328 nucleotides. Its product is annotated as probable isoaspartyl peptidase/L-asparaginase 3. The record is from RefSeq and is a predicted model, not a curated record. Gene Ontology annotation, biological process: protein deglycosylation. Gene Ontology annotation, molecular function: N4-(beta-N-acetylglucosaminyl)-L-asparaginase activity. Bases 16 to 1104 code for a protein of 362 amino acids. NCBI's taxonomy places the organism in Eukaryota, Viridiplantae, Streptophyta, Magnoliopsida, Fabales, Fabaceae. The transcript is spliced from 7 exons. Gene Ontology annotation, cellular component: cytoplasm.
UUCCAAACAGAGCCAAUGCAGCAACUCAGAAGCAGUCCCCUGCUGAUGUUUCUUUUUCUGCUCGCAUUACUGCACUAUGUGGAACUCAAGGUUUUGGGUCACCAAGUUUUGGAAUCGGAGCAGUAUCCUCUGAUUGUGAGUACCUGGCCCUUCCUUGAGGCGGUCAGAGCUGCAUGGAGGUCGGUUGAUGGUGGGUCUUCAGCUGUGGAUGCUGUCGUAGAUGGUUGCUCGGUUUGUGAGGAACUAAGGUGUGAUGGAACUGUGGGUCCUGGUGGAAGCCCAGAUGAGAAUGGUGAAACUACAAUCGAUGCUAUGGUCAUGGAUGGGUUGACUAUGGAAGUAGGAGCAGUUGCUGCCAUGAGAUAUGUCAAGGAUGGAAUCAAGGCUGCUAAAUUAGUGAUGCAAUACACCGAACACACUUUGCUUGCAGGAGAAAAAGCCUCAGAAUUUGCCAUUUCAAUGGGACUUCCAGGACCUACAAACCUUAGUUCAACAGAAUCUAUAAAUAAGUGGGCCAAAUGGAGAGAUAAUAAAUGUCAACCAAAUUUUAGGAAAAACGUUCUACCUAUAAAUAGUUGUGGUCCAUAUCAUCCUACAAACUCUUUGGAGCUUCCUGAGGAUAUAUGCUCCAAUACUGCUCAUAUGCAAGAUAUUAAUUCAUUAUUACCUCGAGCUGGUCUUCACAGCCAUGACACCAUAUCAAUGGCUGCUAUUGAUGAGAUGGGGCGUGUUGCUGUCGGAACAUCAACCAAUGGGGCAACCUUCAAGAUUCCUGGAAGGGUGGGGGACGGUCCUAUUGUUGGAUCCUCAGCAUAUGCUGACAAUGAAGUCGGUGCAUGUUGCGCAACUGGGGAUGGUGAUAUCAUGAUGCGCUUCCUUCCAUGUUAUCAAGUUGUGGAAAGUAUGAGGCUGGGAAUGGAGCCUAAGCAUGCGGCUCAGGAUGCAAUAGCACGGAUAGCGAGAAGAUUCCCUGGCUUUGUGGGAGCCGUUGUUGCCGUAAACAAGAAUGGGGAGCAUUCUGGUGCCUGUCAUGGAUGGACAUUUAGGUACUCGGUAAGAAGCUCAGCAAUGAAAGACGUGGAAGUCUUUACUGUGCUACCCUAGGCUCUUUCGUGGAAUUGGAUCUUCCAGCAAUUGAACCGUACUUAGCGUCUUAUUUGUGUUGUUUUGGAAAAUUUGUUGGCAUGUUAUAAUUUGACCACAGUGCACGCCUUUUAGAGGAUUAAAAUUGUAAAAUUGCAUGUUGUGAGGAGAACUCUUUUUGCAAGGGCCUAAAGUUUCGACUUCAUAAAAACUAUUUUUGGUGAUACCAACUUUCCAAAAGUUAA